Messenger RNA from Mobula hypostoma (lesser devil ray), 6506 nucleotides. Its product is annotated as tripeptidyl-peptidase 2-like. Gene Ontology annotation, cellular component: cytosol. The record is from RefSeq and is a predicted model, not a curated record. Gene Ontology annotation, biological process: proteolysis. Bases 8 to 3742 code for a protein of 1244 amino acids. The transcript has 29 exons. NCBI's taxonomy places the organism in Eukaryota, Metazoa, Chordata, Chondrichthyes, Myliobatiformes, Myliobatidae. Gene Ontology annotation, molecular function: tripeptidyl-peptidase activity; serine-type endopeptidase activity.
AGGCGCGAUGGCGGCGAGCAGCAGUUUUCCGUUUCAGGGGCUGUUGCCCAAGAGGGAGACCGGCGCGCUGUCCUUUCUUAGCCGGCGGCCCGAGAGUGACGGCCGCGGGGUACUGAUCGCCGUGCUUGACUCGGGGGUGGACCCGGCGGCGCCGGGGCUGCAGGUGACAACGGAUGGAAAACCAAAGAUUAUUGACUUCAUUGAUGCUUCUGGAAGUGGUGAUGUGAAUACUUCCACUGUUUUAGAAACUAAGGAUGGUGAAUUGGUUGGUCUUUCAGGAAGAACCCUCAAGAUACCAUCAGACUGGAUCAACCCUUCAGGGAGAUACCAUGUUGGUAUCAAGAAUGCCUUUGAUUUCUAUCCUGUGCCACUCAAGGAAAGAAUUCAGCAAGAGAGACGGGAGAAGCGAUGGGAUCCUCUUCAUCGUGUGGCUGUGGCAGAAGCACACCGAAGGCUGACGGAAUUCAACAAAAACACCGCAACUCUAUCUCAGGAAGAGAAGCUGAUACAGGAAGAUCUUCAGUGCCAAAUUGAUCAGUUGGAUAUACAAGAGAAGAAAUAUUCUGACCUUGGACCUGUAUAUGACUGCUUGGUUUGGCAUGAUGGAGAGAGUUGGAGAGCUUGUCUUGACACCAGUGAAUGUGGAAACCUGAGUAGCUGUCGAACUCUAAGGAGCUACAAGGAAAGCUAUGAAUAUGCACAGCUGGGUAAAUCAGAAAUGCUGAAUUACUCCAUCAAUAUUUACGAUGAUGGCAACACUCUUUCCAUUGUCACAAAUUCUGGAUCCCAUGGGACACAUGUGGCUGCAAUUGCUGCUGGGCACUUUCCAGAAGAUCCAGAGAGGAAUGGCGUAGCUCCUGGAGCCCAGAUUUUGGCCAUUAAAGUGGCUGACUCCAGGUUAAACACGAUGGAAACUGGGACCAGCUUAAUCCGUGCCAUGAUUGAGGUGAUCAAUUACAAGUGUGACCUUGUCAAUUACAGCUAUGGUGAAUCAGCUCACUGGGCUAACUCUGGGAGGAUAUGCAAGGUGAUUGAAGAGGCGGUUCUGAAGCACAACAUUACCUUUGUGUCCAGUGCUGGCAAUAAUGGACCCUGUCUGUCCACAGUUGGUGCUCCAGGGGGUACUUCCACGUGUAUCAUUGGUGUUGGUGCAUACGUCAGUCCAGAUAUGAUGGUGGCCGGAUACUCUAUGCGGGAGAAGUUGCCAGCUAACCAGUACACGUGGUCAUCAAGAGGACCUUGUGUUGAUGGAGCACUGGGAGUGUGCAUCACUGCCCCGGGAGGAGCCGUGGCAUCUGUCCCGAACUGGACACUGUGUGGCAUGGAGCUGAUGAAUGGGACCUCUAUGUCUUCUCCAAAUGCUUGUGGAGGCAUUGCUGUCUUAAUCUCAGGUUUGAAAGGGAAUGGCAUUGGUUAUACCGUGCAUUCAGUGCGCCGUGCUUUAGAGAACACAGCAAUGAAGGUGGACAAUGUUGAAGUGUUUGCACAAGGCCAUGGAAUCAUUCAGAUUGAUAAAGCCUAUGACUACCUCAGCCAAAAUGUCUCAGUAAAAAGCAGCCAUUUGGGCUUCAAUGUCAAGAUAUACCACUGGCGUGGAAUCUACCUCAGGGAGCCAGCAUAUCUGUCUGUGCCAAUUGACUUCUCUGUUUCCGUGGAGCCAGUCUUUCCUGAAGACACAGAUAACAGUGAGAAGAUUGGUCUGCAGAUACACCUGGCUUUGACGUGCAAUGCAUCCUGGGUGCAGAUUCCUUCCCACCUGGAGCUGAUGAACCAGUCACGGCGGGUGACAAUCCGGGUGGAUGCCCGCGGUCUUAAGGAAGGGUCGCACUACACCGAGGUCAUUGCUUAUGACACAACAGCUCCCAGUGCUGGCCCUUUGUUCCGAAUUCCUGUCACAGUUAUUAUCCCUUCGAGGGUAAAUGCAGGUUGUGAAUACAAAAUUGAGCAAAAAGAUGUUGCCUUCAAGCCUGGAGACAUCAGAAGAGAAUUUAUUGAAGUACCCCAAGGAGCUACGUGGGCUGAGAUAACUUUAACUUCGAGGUCGGAAGACAAAACAUCGGAGUUUGUAGUGCAUGCUGUCCAGCUUCAGAAACUUAAAGCCUUCCGGGUGCAUGAAUUUUACCGACACCUGUACCUGUCGGAGAAAGCUACCGCAACGGAUAGUUUUGCAGUCCGUGAAGGAGGGACCAUUGAGGUUUGCAUUGCUCACUGGUGGUCGAGCCUGGGCCAUACUGCCAUUGACUACACCAUUUCAUUCCAUGGGCUGAAAUGCAGCACUGAUGUAGUGCACAUUCAUGCCUCUGAAGGUAUUGUGCGAUUUGAUACCACAGCUUCAAUGAAAUAUGAGGAAAUUUCCCCUGUCUUCACUCUCAAAACCUGGGUGCAGACGCUUCGGCCAGUGGAUGCUAAAACAAGACCUUUAGGCUCUCGCGAUGUCCUACCCACUAACCGACACCUAUAUGAACUGGUCUUGACCUACAAUUUCAGCCAGGCCAAGUGCAGCGAGGUGAUCCCCAGCUGCCCUCUCCUCUCCGACCUGCUAUAUGAGUCCGAGUACGACAGUCAGCUGUGGAUGCUGUUUGAUCAGAACAAGAGAUUGAUGGGAUCGGGCGAUGCGUAUCCUGACAGGUACUCACUGAAGUUGGACAAAGGGGACUAUGUGAUUCGCCUCCAGAUUCGGCAUGAGUCGCUGAGCGAGCUGGAACACUUAACAGACUUGCCGUUCCAUAUCAGCCGCAAGCUCCCAGCCCCGUUAAACCUGGAUGUAUACCGGACCCACGUCAACGCCCUGCUCAACAAGAACAAGUGUGGCAGCAUUACGCUGGAUCCAAAAUACACCAUCCCAUUCUACGUCACCACGUUGCCCGAUGACAAAGUUCCCAAAGGAAUUGAUAUUGGCUGCUAUCUUAUGGGAACACUCACCCUUUCUAAAACUGAAAUGGGCAAGAAAGCUGACGUGCACACCGUGUUCUACCACCUGAUACCCCCUCCAAACAAGAUGAAGAAUGGCAGCAAAGAUAAGCCAUCCAAAGAAAAAGAAAAAGACCCAAAGGAACUGUAUGAGGAGGCUUUAAGAGACCUCAGGAUCCAAUGGCUGCCCAAACUGGAACAACAUGAGGAACUGACAUCAAUGUACCCUGAAAACUUACCUGUACAUAUUGCUUACCUCACCAGCCUUGAUUCUGGAAAGGAACGGCUGAAGAGGCUAGAUGAAAUCAUUCAAGCUGCUGAUGUGGUUAUCUCACACAUUGACCAAAAAGCCUUGGUGACUAACUUGGUCAUGAAGACUGACCCAAGACCAGAUGCUGCAGCAAUCAAAAGUGAGAUGGAGAAACAGAAGUCAGCACUGAUCGAAGCUCUCUGUGUGAAAGGGUGUGCCCUGGCUGAUACAUGUCUUCAAUCCCAGUCACAAAGUGAAGUGGCUUCAAUCAGAUCGGUCGGUCAGAAUGAGGAUGAGGCAGAUGACGUAUCCAGGAGUCUGACGGAAACGUUCCACGAUGUCCAAAAGUGGAUCGAUCUCACUGACAGUAAGGCACUGACUUUUGCGUAUAAGCAUGCAUUGGUGAAGCAGCAUUUUGGACGUGCAUUGAAGUUUGCUACAAAAAUUGUUGAGAAUAAGCCAAGCCAAGAGAACUGGAACAACUGUAUUCAGUUGAUGAAGUCCCUGGGUUGGGAGCACUGCGCCUCUCUCUGCGAGAAUUCUCUGCUGGUGAUGUACCCUCCGGAUUAUGUUCCCUUUUAAUUCAUAUCUGUGGAGUGAAGAAUAUCGAGUGCUUAUUUAAUCAGGAUUGGUCCGUGAGGACCCAGAUGGAUGAUUGGAGUGGACUUUAUGUUUGGAUUAUUUUCAUAUGUCGCCUUCUUUUAAAAAAAAAAAAUUGGACUGUGGUGGAAUCUACAAGAUAAUUGUGUGUGGUUGGUGUUAGGAAAUCUUCAGGUUUUGUUUGCCAGCUGUCGAGGAAUCUUCUCCCUUUGUGACAUUGCCCAGGCUGUGUUUCGGAAAAGACAGGGACUCCUUCAGGUUUGUCAGAAUUCCAUCACCAUCCAACAUCCUUCCUUCAAUCCCGGUAGAUUUCUUCAUGCCUUCCUCUCAGAACCACAAGAAACAUGCUCUUCUUUCUAUUUGGGAAUCGUGCACCAGCAGUGUUAGCGAAUCCAAAGGAGGCAUUGGGGUGUUGUAUGUGAUGGGGUCUGGCCUUCCACAGUGUGGCCAGAACCUGGCCUGGGACACCUGAAGAAGGGGGAACAGACCAGGGAGAUUUUGAGGAAAGAACAGUCAGGGGGAAGCUAGCUGUCUUUGCAACCUGAUGUACCAUCCAGUCGAUCAGUUCCAUAACUCUAAAUGACAAAUGCCCAUCAAAAAUCUACCAAUGUCAAUCUAACAAUUGCCCUUCAGCAUUGGCAGCUGUUGGGAUAAUGUUUCUCCUGUCCAACAUAUACAACAUGCUGGAGGAACUCGGCAGGUCAGGCAUCAUCUGCGGAAAUGAAUAAAGAGUCGACAUUUCAGAUCGAGACCCUUCUUCAGGACUGGCAAGUGAGGGGAGGGGCAGGACUACAAGCUGCAGGUAAGGCUGGGUGGGUAGGUAGGAGAGGGGGCGAUGAAGUAAGUAUCAGAAUCAGGUUUAAUAUCGCUGGUGUAUGUCAUGAAAUUUGUUUUGUGCCAGCAGUAAAUGCAAUACAUAAAAAUUAAAAAUAUAAAUUACAAUAAGAAAUAAAUAAUGAAAUAACAAAUACAAACAGAGCAAAAAAAAAAGAAAAAAAUAGUGAGCUAGUGUACAUUGUCCGUUCAGAAAUCUGAUGGCGGAGGGUAAGAAGCUGGUACUGAAAUGUCGAGUGUGUGUCUUCAGGCCCCUGUAUCUCCACUUUAGUGGUAGCAAUGAGAAGAGGGCAUGUCCUGGGUCAACUGUGUAUUCCCCCUCAAAAGAUGCCUUGUGAACAGAUAUGCUGAAAACUCCCCACCCUCCCCAAACCCCCGAAUGAAUCGUAGUAAAAGCAGUUUCCACUACCCCACUCCAGAACUUCAGCUAGGUGUAUGUGGCCCUGAGUCACUUUUGUGCCCUGAUGUGGUCUCUACUUCCUGUGCAACAUUGCAUCUGCCCAGCAGUUAUACUGGUGGUAUUACACAGCAGGUCAAACAGCAUCUGCAGGGGAGGGAUUGUUAAUGUUUCAGACUGAAACCCUGCAUCAAGACUGGCAUCAGGACUUGUAAUUUCUUCCAACCCCAGCAGCAGUCUCCACAGAUGCUGCUCAACCCGCUGAGUUCCAAGAACAAAUUGUGUGUAGCCUCAGAUUCCAGCAUCUGUGUCUUCACUGUUUUUUGGCCACAUUCUCCUGGAAGCUAUGGUAGCACGAUGCUGAUACGGCAGGGGUGUCAGAGUUUGGAGUUUAAUUCUAAUGUCCUCUGUACAGCCACCCUAUGUCCAUAGAUGUACUGGUUUGUAUGUUGAUUGGCCAUUGUAAAUUGCCUUGUGAUAAGGCUAGGAUUAAGUAAGUGGAUUGCUGGGCAGUGCAGUUUGUGGGGCCGGAAUGGCCUAUUCCACUGUAUCUCUGAAUUAAAAAAAUAAGAAUUAUCUUGGUAAACGUCAUCAUGAAGCUGAGACAGAUGUGAAGAUACCGCCUUUCCCUGCUGCCCCGGCUGGGUCUAUAUCUGACUCCAGAACCAGGAGAGCAACUGUUGAGUCUCCUCUUCAAGGAUGUCCAGCAAAGUAUUCAGUGCAGAACCACGACUGUCACCUCCACCAAUAACCAUUACACCCGCAGGAAAAACAAACACGUUAAAUUGUCAACCACUGAAGUGUGAAUUAGGCUGUUGCCGCCAAUUCUGCAGGAUGUUUCCUUGUUCCAUUGUCCCAUAGUUGUCAGAACUUGUCUUCCUGUUCACCGAAAUAACUCUGCCCUCCAGCUACCCUCUUCCCCCACCCCCAGUGUCCCUCCCCAUUCCAGCUUCCCUCACUUUUGAUGAGACAGGGAUUUACAAACACUUGAGACUCUAGCCGAAAUAGCCUGGCUGAGACAAACAACUCGGUAGCCUGAGACAAUCCAUUAGCUGGUAAAAAACAACAUUGGUCUGUCAUGGAAUUGGAUAAAUAUUUUUACGUUGCUUUUGUUGUGCAAUGCAGGUUUUAAUAUGAAAUAAUUUCAGCUGUUAUUUAUAUAAAUGCUGUUUAAUUAUAUCUAGGACUGCAUGUUGUUGCUUUCCACGUGAUCAUUAUUUCAAAACAAGAAAAGUAUAUUCUUUAUACCGCGCAGGGGAAGAAGGAAUAUCCCCAUUGUGCCUUCAGAUGUGGAGCAGCCUUUUGUAAAUGCAUAUCAGUGUUUAUCAACGAAUGAUCAAUGUGCUAAUUAAGGACUGGUGGAUCUCAUUUCUUACCAGUGAAGGAAAUGUGUUGCCCUGUGACAUUAAGGAAAGAAGACUACUUCAUAUAAACUUCCUGACAAUUGUGAUUAUGCAUUCUGCAAAAAUUACUAAAUAUUCCAACCAAAUAAAUCAUAAGUUGUUUAACAGAUGA